Molecule: messenger RNA, 729 nt
Organism: Pistacia vera
Lineage: Eukaryota; Viridiplantae; Streptophyta; Magnoliopsida; Sapindales; Anacardiaceae
Product: secreted RxLR effector protein 161-like
Exons: 1
Coding region: 1-729 (242 amino acids)
Source: RefSeq, a predicted model, not a curated record
AUGGCUAUUGGUACUAAACUGAGGAGUGAUGACAAUGAUCUGUUUGACAACCCAACUUUAUAUCGCAGCACAAUUGGAGCUUUGCAGUAUCUCACAUUGACAAGACCAGAUAUUAGCUUCACUGUUAAUCGUCUUAGUCAGUUUCUACAAGCCCCAACUGAGUUACAAUGGCAAGCAUGUAAACGUGUUCUGAGAUAUGUUAAAGGAACACUGCACUAUGGACUUCAGUUUAAACUAGCAAGCUCCCUGAAUAUUGAAUGCUAUGCUGAUGCGGAUUGGGGUAGCAAUGUUGAAGACAGAAGGUCUACUAGUGGAUAUUGUGUUUAUCUUGGACCUAAUCUAAUUCAGUGGAGCUCCAGGAAGCAAAAAGUUGUUGCACUAUCAUCUACUGAAGCUGAAUACAGAGCCUUAGCACAAACUGCCACAGAGGUUGCAUGGCUUCAAAGUAUGUUCACUGAACUCAGUCUUCAAGUGUCCUCAAAACCUGUAAUUUGGUGCGACAAUACAAGUGCCGGAGCCUUAGCUUCAAAUCCUGUCUUCCAUGCCCGAACAAAGCAUAUAGAAAUAGAUGCUCACUACAUUAGGGAGCAAGUUCUUGCCAAGAAUCUGACAGUUCAAUAUGUACCCUCAAAACUGCAGAUUGCAGAUAUCCUGACAAAAGCAUUGUCUGCUGUUCAAUUUUCUGAGCUGAGACAGAAGCUGAAUGUGGUUGCAGUUCCUAAUCUCUAA